Molecule: messenger RNA, 4474 nt
Organism: Danio aesculapii
Lineage: Eukaryota; Metazoa; Chordata; Actinopteri; Cypriniformes; Danionidae
Exons: 6
Coding region: 427-2763 (778 amino acids)
Source: RefSeq, a predicted model, not a curated record
CGUGUCGUGCUCGUGCGUAAACGUGGACGCACCGGCAGCGUGCGCGCUAUUGGUCAGCUGAGCGCACGCGCGGGAUUGCGGAGGAUCUGCGUUGCAUCGCCAGUAAAAGCAGCCUGCGCUAUGAGGAGACACGGAGGGGUGACGUUCGCUUUAACGGAGCACACGAGAUGAAGAUGGGAUUUAAUAGGCUUCACUAAAAUUCAUUGGUCUGUAUUCGGAUAUGCGGUCUUAAACGGAGAGGUGUUAUGGAUAUCAUCAUUUCCACGCAGUCCAAAAUCCCCUUGAAGGUUAAAGGCAAAAUCCUUCAGCCCAGAAGCAUCUUCACAACGUACGACAGCUGGAAUUGUGUGAUUCGUGACAUCGCUUUCAGCACGAGGAAAAUGACUGGCACACUGUAAAGCCUCUGAUAUUAAUCCCCCGAGAAGAAUGCUGCAGCAGAACAACAACAAUAACUGCUUGGACAUGACCCAUAGGGAUCUACUGAAUGAGUGCCGAAGAACCAAUGUUUCAUUCACCAGUGCCCUUGAGUUUGGAGCCAUUCCCCUGAUUAAAGGCCUGAGGGCAUGGGCUGUGAGUGGCGGCUACUCUAAAGCCAGGAGAAAGGCUAAUAUUGGACCCCGGGUACAGGGCACAUGCCAACAGCCCCAUGAAAACAGGGUGGGGCAGAGAAGCUGGUCAGCUCCGGUCAGCAGUGGUUAUGGGCACACAUUGGAAAGCGCAAGUAAUGCAGCGAGAACUCCAGGGGUCCGGCAAGGCGGACUUGGUGCACUUGUGACUGUGGCCACUUUGAAAGGCACAGAAGCGGGAGGCAGACAGACUCAGACUCGCUGCCUUUUUCUCAAAGCCCAAGGACGAGGCAGCUAUAUCUGUGCUGUAGGAAACCGAGGGGCUGGGAUGAGACUUGUAAGUCCACGGACUCACGCUGUCAUCCUCGAAGGGACAAAGGAAGAGCUUAGAUGCUCCUCUAGGGGGCAGAGAGCGAGCCAGGACGGGACGGAUGAAGGCGGGAUGUUCAAGGCCAAGCCGAGGGCCAUAAGAAAAUGGAGGAAGUGCAGUAAAACAACAGGCUCAGUGGAGAAAAGAGCAGCAGCUCACGGCAGUGGGGAAAUUAGUAAUCAGUGCAUUGAGCUGGAACAUGGCGACCAAGAAAGCGCAGUGAUUUCAGACACACGAUCACUCAACGCCACUCCAAAUCACACCAUAACACGAUGUCAAGAAGGAACCAGUGCAAAUCAGAAAGACGUCAAGGAUUUAGUCAAAGUUGAAGAGGGUCAACCUGUUGCACCUGAAAACUGCUGCUCUUCUGCAAAAGCAUGUGCCAAACUAGAUGAGCAGGUUGAACCUGGGAUGAGUGAUUAUCGAUUUAAUAACGAAUUCAAAAUAGGAUCAAAUUGUGCCAAUGGUGAUGCACAGGAGUUUAGUCAAUGUCCCAAUGAUCACCAUAACAUUAACAGCUCAACUGAUUAUGUGCCAAACCUAAGAUCAUCUGUAGCACUUGAGAGUACUCUAAAUACAAAACUCCCCACAACAAACUACAACACUGAGCCCGACGUAGAUCAUCCUCCAUCCGAAAUCCCUGUCAGCUUUCAGAAGGAUCAAGAAUCCAGGCCAGAUGAGCGCCUGCAAGAGCGUGAGAAUCUACAUUCGGUGGAGACGGCCGAUCUCUCAGCACUGAGCGAUGGCACUCCAGACACAAAGACUACAGCCGUGCCCGAGGGCUGCCGCACGCCGGUGGAUGUUGAAUGUAGCACUACAGAGAAGAAGAGGAGGCCGUCCGUGUGCUCGCCUCAGCAAUUAAUCACGGAGCAACUUGAAGUUCAGCAGUCUGACAAAUCCCCUUCACGAGGUUUUACCGCACCAACAACCUCCAAUGUAACUGUAACCACCAUUCACUCCCAGCCUAAUCCUGCCCCAACCACCACUGCAGCCAUAGCAACAGCCGUCCCAGCGUUAGGCACGAGCGAGGGGGGGGCUGGAGGUGGAGACGUGCUGCUUGUGCUGAACUCAGAGUUGCUGUCAGAGCCGGCGAGAGUUGACCACGGGGACACGGUGGCCGCUGACGAGGGGUGUUCGGAUGUGGGCGAGGAGGAUGAGUUCGGGGCGUUCAUGCAGGCGGGUGCAGAGCAGCUGUGGACGGACGAGUUCAGGGAGGUCCAACAGUUGGCUCCGGGAGAAGAUUACAACUGUGAAGAACACACAAGUUCUGCUGAUGCAAAUAAAUCUGCAUCCUGGGCAUCUGAUUGGACGGCGGUUCAGUCAUGUCAGCAGUCAGAGACCACAUGGGUUGCCUUCAACCAGGAGACUGUGGAUCAGAAGAUUGUGCCUGGUGAACAGUGGUGGCCUUCUACUGAAAAGCCAAAACUUCCCCUCUCUACUCUUCAUAAUGUGUCAAAUGUGUUUCUAGAAGCCUUUCCCUCAGAAAACCCCUCCUGUGAAGAUCCUGGAUACAUUCCCACACUAAAGCAACUUCUGCAAGGACCAGCUGAAAACAGCAAUACAGGGGAGCGCAAGGAACAGAGCUUACUUGAUGGCUUGCAGGAUCUGGACCGGAUGAUUGGUGUGAAAUAUAAGAGGGCGGAGUCUCUGUCUUGUAAACUUCUCCUUCAGUCACUGCAUUUGGAAGAAUCCAGUUCUGAAUGCGUGACAGUACGACUGAAGUCCACCGCCAGGUUUUCUCCAAAUCUCCCAUCAUCCAACCAACAGUUAGCUGCAAAUGCUAAGAGAAGACUUUCAUAUGACUUUAACAGGAACAUCAUGACCUAGUCUCACGUUUGACCUAUGCUUCCUUGAAACCAGGAGAUUCAGGGGAGAGGAGUAAUGCAUACAGAAUAACCGAUUUACCCCUGGACUGACUUUUGUUCACCAUUUACGUCAAGUGUAUUCCUUCUUUUAAUGUCUGUUCUCACUUUGUGUCUGGUAGAUUCUGUUUUACAUUCAGCUGUAAAUCACCAAAUAUGCACUACCUGACAAAAGUCUUGUCGCCUAUCUAAGUUUUAGGAACAACAAAUAAUAACUUGACUUUUAGUUGAUGAUUUGGUAUCAGAAGGGGCUUAUAUGAAAAGCAAAGGCCUCUAGAUUACGCUUAUUUGACCAAAAUAAAAUAUGAUCAUGUCUUGAUUUUUAAUGAUUUCAUGAGGACAGUAAGGUCUGACUUUGCUUAGACAAAAGUCUUGCCACUGAACAGAAAUAAUGUCCUGUAUAGAAUAUAUAGUCAUGCUGCAGUGGAAACAGAAUUAAUAUUGUGUAUGACUCCCAUGAGCUUAAAGGACUGCAUCCAUACAUCUCUGCAAUGACUCAAAUCACUUAUUAAUAAAGUCAUCUGGAAUGGCAAAGAAAGCGUUCUUGCAGGACUCCCAGAGUUCAUCAAGAUUCUUUGGAUUCAUCUUCAACACCUCCUGCUUCAUCUUACCCCAGACAUGCUCAAUAACGUUCAUGUCUGGUGACUAGAGUGGCCAAUCCUGGAGCACCUUGACCUUCUAUGCUUUCAGGAACUUUGAUGUGGAGGCUGAAGUAUGAGGAGUGCUAUCCUGCUGAAGAAUUUGCCCUCUCCUGUGGUUUGUAAUGUAAUGAGCAGCACAAAUGUCUUGAUACCUCAGGCUGUUGAUGUUGCCAUCCACUCUGCAGAUCUCUCGCACUCCCCCAUACUGAAUGUAACCCCAAACCAUGAUUUUUCCUUCACCAAACUUGACUGAUUUCUAUGAGAAUCUUGGGUUUGUGGGGGUUCCAGUAGGUCUUCUGCAGUAUUUGUGAUGAUUGUGAUGCAGAUCAACAGAUGAUUCAUCAGGAAAAAUCUACCUUCUGCCACUUUUCCAAAUGAUCAACUACAAGUCAAGUUAUUAUUUGUUGCACUUACAACUGGGAUCGACGACAAGACUUUUGUCAGGUAGUGUAUGUUUAUCUAGUAUGUAACCCCAGAAUAGUGGAGUUCAAUUAGGACAAAGUACAAAAAAAAAAAACAGAAUUGCCAAAUUGUCUAAUUAUUGAACUCAUUUUGAUAUAACUGAUAUUGUACUAAUCAGAUAUAAAACAAAUAGGUCAAUAUGGAUUUGUGCAUUAUUUUCAAUCAAUGCUUUGGAUUAUAUUUGUUAGAAUUUUUGUGGAAAUUGUUUGUGCACAUUCUCACAGAGGUAUAGAUUCGAUCCGGCCUGUCACGUGCCAAUCCCAUAUCCUAAGUUUCCUUUCUAUUGACUUGAUAUGAUAAAUGCAAGAGAUGUAAGAUAACAAAAAACUCUCCUUUACCUAAAAACUGUCAAAAGUAAGCAAAUAUUCACAAAAUGUAUUUUCAUACACCACCAUGUUUCCAUGUCUUUUAUCCCUGUGCUUGGAGUACUAAAUAUGACACUAGUGUAACAUUUUUAACUCCCGAAGAAUAGAGACCAUAUUUUCAGAAGUGUUUUGAAGUGAAUGUUAACAUUUUAAAUUGAACCUGUAAGCUUGUUUGUUGAUUGAUGUAAUUAAAACCUCGUUAAAGGAC